AUGAAACUUCUUCAACUUGCCACCCUGGUGGCUUCCAUCAGCCCAUUCGCCAGCGCAGCAGACGCAAACGCCUGGAAGUCGCGAAACAUUUAUUUUGCUCUCACAGAUCGUGUUGCGCGUAGCGGUAGUGAUAGCGGCGGUAACGCCUGCGGCAAUCUCGGAAACUAUUGCGGUGGAACCUUUAAGGGUCUUGAGGCUAAGCUCGACUACAUCAAGGGCAUGGGAUUCGACGCCAUCUGGAUCACUCCUGUUGUUGAGAACACGGAUGGCGGAUACCACGGAUAUUGGGCCAAAAAUCUUUACGAGGUCAAUGCCAAGUACGGAACCAAAGACGACCUGAAGAGUCUAGUCAACACUGCCCAUAGCAAGAACAUGUACGUCAUGGCUGACGUAGUAGCAAAUCACAUGGGUCCAGGCAUCCAAAACCACAGACCCGAACCUCUGAACCAACAAAGUUCUUACCACUCUUCCUGCGCAAUCGACUACAACAACCAAAACAGUAUCGAGCAGUGUGAGAUCGCUGGCUUGCCCGAUCUCAACACUGGUAGCGCAACAGUCAAGAAGGUUCUCAACGACUGGAUCUCAUGGCUCGUCUCCGAAUACAGCUUCGAUGGUAUCCGCAUUGACACCGUCAAGCACGUCGAAAAGGGCUUCUGGCCUGAUUUCCAGAAGGCCGCUGGAGUCUUCUCUAUCGGUGAAGUCUGGGAUGGAAGCCCUGAUUACCUUGCAGGGUACUCAAAGGUCAUGCCUGGUCUAUUGAACUACGCCAUCUACUACCCCAUGAACCGCUUCUACCAGCAGAAGGGUGACCCAUCCGCAGUGGUUGAUAUGUACAACGAGAUCAGCCAAAAGUUUGACGACCCAACUGUCCUGGGAACAUUCAUCGACAACCACGAUAAUCCUCGAUGGUUAAGCCAGAAGAACGACCAGGCCCUCCUCAAGAACGCCCUUGCCUACGUUAUUCUCUCUCGUGGUAUUCCCAUUGUCUAUUAUGGCACCGAGCAGGGUUACGCUGGAGGCAAUGACCCCGCAAACCGUGAGGAUCUCUGGCGUAGCAACUUCAAGACAGACUCAGACCUUUACCAGACUAUCUCCAAGCUCGGAAAGGCCCGCUCCGCUGUUGGUGGUCUCGCAGGAAACGACCAGAAGUUCCUCAAGUCCAAUGACAGUGCACUUAUCUGGAGCCGUGCCGAUAGCGAUCUAAUUGUUGUGACUCUGAAUCGAGGAAAAGGAUUUUCCGGAGAGUACUGCUUCAACACUGGCAAGAACAACAAGACUUGGGACAGAGUGCUAGGCCAAGGAACUGUCAAGUCUGACGGUAACGGCCAGCUAUGUGUUAGCUACACUAACGGUGAACCCGAGGUUCUCGUUGCGGCAAACUAA
This is a messenger RNA of Fusarium venenatum, 1383 nucleotides long. Lineage: Eukaryota; Fungi; Ascomycota; Sordariomycetes; Hypocreales; Nectriaceae. The record is from RefSeq and is a predicted model, not a curated record.